CAAGUAAUAUAAAUAUUUUUUCUCUGAUUUUGAGAUAGUAUUUGACCUAUCUCAGAAAGCAUUAAUUCAGUCCUUUGCUGGUUUAUAUUUUUCUGUCCGGUCUUGGCCCUGAUCCUACAAAGCACUAAAAAUGGACUUAAUUUGAAACGCAAAUAGGCCUAGUGGAUAUACGAAUUUAAAUACGUGCAUUCUUUGCAAAAUUGUGGCCUUUGUUUAUAUCUGCAAGUGCUUUGCUCCUGAUGCGUACUUUGGUUCAGGAAGGAAAAGAAGAAUUUAACUAGAAAAGCUUUUCAAUGCAUCAUUCACCCAUUGCUCCUCACUCAAAUUAGUUUUCUCCAAAUUUUGCUGCUGUCACUGAGCAUAAAAGUUAAGAUUUAUUUUAGUCCUUUGAGUUACAAAACAGAACUUUCUCAUAUUUGCAAGCCUGCAGAGGAGAGAGAAUUGAUAUUUAGAUUGUUAAACUGAAUUGAAAUGCCAAUUACAUUUGUUAUGAAACAUAGAGUACUCACUGCAAUUUACCAUUGUUUCCAGUAUAGGGACGAGACAUUUAUUUCUUUUUAGUACUGGAAUAACAAGCUCACGACUGUGGCUGUUACAGCACCUGAUAACAACAUGAAUAUUUAAUUCAAAGCUGCAGCUUAAGAACAAACCUACAUACCUAGCCUUAUUCUUUCCUGUCACCCCUGUGCUACUGAGGCCAACAUUGGCUUGUCCUUGCUUCUGGUUACCUUGUCUGGAAUCAAUCAUGGCUGAUGACUCUCAGAGAAACUUUCGCUCAGUGUAUUAUGAAAAAGUGGGAUUUCGUGGAGUUGAAGAAAAGAAGUCACUGGAAAUUCUGUUAAAAGAUGACCGGUUGGAUAUUGAGAAGCUUUGCACAUUUAGUCAAAGGUUUCCUCUCCCAUCCAUGUAUCGUAUACUGGUGUGGAAAGUGCUUUUAGGAAUUAUUCCUCCUCACCAUGAAUCUCAUGCUUUGGUGAUGAAGUACCGGAAGGAUCAGUACUGGGAUGUACACCAUGCUCUUCGUGUAAUUCGUUUUAUUAAUGAUUCUACCCCACAGGUAGAUGUUUUCCUCCGCAUACAUCAACUGGAAUCAGGAAAAUUGCCUCGAAACGUGGCUUUUCCAUUGGAACCUGAAGAUGAAGUGUUUCUUGCUAUUGCUAAAGCAAUGGAGGAAAUGGUGGAGGAUCCUAUAGAAUGCUAUUGGCUUGUCAGUUGCUUUGUGAAUCAGCUGAACAGCAAGCACAAAGAUUCAUUGCAACAACUGCCAAAAAUUCUGGAGCAGUAUUUGAACAUUGAAGAUAACAGACUCCUGAUGCAUCUGAAAGCAUGUGCUGCAAUGAGCAAACUCCCUUACGAUCUUUGGUUUAAAAAGUGUUUUGCGGGCUCUUUACCUGAGUCCAGUUUACAGAGAGUUUGGGACAAAGUUAUUAGUGGGUCCUGCAAGAUUCUCGUUUUUGUCGCUGUGGAGAUAUUAUUAACCUUUAAAAUGAAGAUAAUAGCACUGAAUACUGCAGAAAAGAUCACACAGUUUUUGGAAAAUAUUCCUCAAGACAACACUGAUGCUAUUGUCAGCAAAGCUGUUGAUCUGUGGCGCACGCACUGUGGGACUCCAGCACACUCAGUCUGAGAACUUUCUUUGCUUAUGACAGCUUGGGGGGAAAAAAAAAGACAUUUGAAAAGACAUUUUACCACUCUUCCCCCAUCCUGGUGUGAUGUUCUUCAUUACCUCCUCUAUGUAAAAAUGCUAUUAAAGCAGCUAAUAGCAUAGUGAUCAAUAUGUAAAUAUUUUUCAAUAAAUACAGAUGGAAUGAGGA
This is a messenger RNA of Gymnogyps californianus (California condor), 1814 nucleotides long. RefSeq names its product TBC1 domain family member 7 (gene TBC1D7). Lineage: Eukaryota; Metazoa; Chordata; Aves; Accipitriformes; Cathartidae. Gene Ontology annotation, molecular function: GTPase activator activity. The coding region runs from base 746 to 1627 and encodes 293 amino acids. Gene Ontology annotation, biological process: negative regulation of TOR signaling; activation of GTPase activity. The record is from RefSeq and is a predicted model, not a curated record. The transcript is spliced from 8 exons.